Messenger RNA from Adineta ricciae, 1827 nucleotides. The record is from the annotation of a GenBank genome assembly. NCBI's taxonomy places the organism in Eukaryota, Metazoa, Rotifera, Eurotatoria, Adinetida, Adinetidae.
AUGUCGAAAAAGAGACAAGUGACAUUUCAAAAAAGUACUGCCGGUAAAUUCAUUCCAAGAGAUGAACCGCCAGCGGCAUCAGUAUUUCGUUCUGGAGUCAAUAACACACGAUUCAAUUCGAAAAUGGCCGAAUUACUUGCUUCAGCAUCGACAUCGAACAACGAGAAUGAACCGACACAAAGCCAUGUAAAAACAUCUGCAGAUGAUCCAAUACUCUCGCCGCCAACAGAAACGACACUUCCAGACUCGUCACGUGUUCAAUCCAAGUUGAUUCAACGACGAGUCGCGACAAUGCUCGAAUCAUUGAGAGGACGAGGAGCAAGUGGUGAAUCAGCAUCGCCACUGAAAACACCAGUGUCGAACGUUGAGCUCAAACCUCAACCGAUUACUUUCGGUCAACUACGACAAGCAACAGCCACAGCUACAUCGUCACCACUACCACCACCACCAUCACAAGUCACUCCUUCAACGGAUACAGUCGAUGAUAUUUCAGCUUCGAAAGUUCUACUUUCGCAUUCACCAAACAGACAACCGCAACGUCCCAAUGUACUAGUAUCUUCUCAAGCGGAUUUUCAUGCUGAUCUACCAUCAUCACCCAUCAAUCCAACACGAAUAUCGUAUUCAUCUUCGCUCGAGCAAUUACUAGAACACCAUAAUGUCGUACCACGAAUCAACGAAACAAACGAGAGUAAGCCAGAAGCUGAACAACGAAAAUCGUCGCUAACGGUUGACGAAAUUCUCGCUACGUAUUAUGCCAAACUAAGAAUUCCAGCUACAACUGAAUCCCACAUGCCAUCAUUAACGAUAACAUCAUCACCACCUUCAUAUUCCAGCAAUAAUUCAAAUUUGCAUCUACAACCAACAACAUUAGGUUGGACUCCAUCUCCUCCUCUUGUUCCUUCACUUGUCUUCAAUGAACAAAAUCGAAAUCGACCACCACCUCCUUCUUAUUCCUCAGCUGUGGCACCUAGCCAUCAACCACCUUCAUCAACGAACCAACUAGCUCAACAUUUAUUUCGUCUUCCUACGCCGUUCGUACCUCGUGACCAUGUUUAUUCAGUACCACAAAUCACUCAACAUUUAUCACCAGCCGCCGCAGCUGUUCGACCUGCGCUUCCACAGUAUGAAGCAGCAACAAUCACGAAUGUCGAACGUUCUCACUCAGCACUAUCAUCAAUGAAUCAGCCAAACUUUCUUCCAGCAAAUCCACCACAAGCAGGUUUUGACCCAGAAUUUUCUCGAUUGCUCUACGGAAAGGAAGAGGGUAGAAACCGACGACAGCGACAAAAACGAAAAGCAUUCAGUGAUCCGGUUAAAAAAAGCGUGGAAGAAGCUAGUCAAACUGCGGAAAAGGCUCGUCGUCGACUAACGACUAAUUUGAAUAAAACAGAUACCGUUAAAGAAGAAGAAGAAACCAGCAGUGAUUCAUAUGAAAUUGAUAAACACGAUCAAAAGCAAUUCUUACAAAAGUAUAUGCAACCGCAAUCAGAUAAACGAGAAUUAAUUAAAACACCAAUUGUACCUCCAAAUCCAAUUCUUGCGCGACGUAUUCCAUCAUUUCUGAAGACAUACUGUCAAGGGUCAUUAUCCCCAAAUUAUAUUCCUCCGCAAUGGCAUCUUUGUAGUUUAUACAAACUUCAAUCCUAUGAAGGAAUGAUGACGAAAUUAUACAAAGACGAAAAUUUGAGUCGAGUGAAAUUAUACGAAACAUAUCGUGCAUUAUUGGCAUCUGUCUUAGCAAUGAAAACCUCGUCCAAUCAAUCGAAGAAGCAUUCCGUCGAAAGACACAAUUAUGACUCUGAUAACAUCACUACAACCGCUUUGUAA